This is a messenger RNA of Mucor mucedo, 684 nucleotides long. RefSeq lists its product as uncharacterized. The transcript has 4 exons. NCBI's taxonomy places the organism in Eukaryota, Fungi, Mucoromycota, Mucoromycetes, Mucorales, Mucoraceae. The coding region runs from base 1 to 684 and encodes 227 amino acids. The record is from RefSeq and is a predicted model, not a curated record.
AUGUCAAACUAUACAAACAGAUUUCAUAACCUUAUGGAACGUAAUGCCAAAAUUGCAGAUCGAUCCUUGAGGUGUGAUGUUUGUCAAUUGAGUAAUAAUAGUCGGAGUAACUAUACAAGACAUCUCAGCUCUGAGGCACACCGGUUAAACAUAGCGAAUCCCAUCCUAUCGAAAGGAAUAUAUCAUAAUAUUAUUGGAAAAUGUACUCAAAAACAUAGGAAAUGCAAGUCCAACAAUGACAGUGAAAUCGGACGUGACUUUGACCCCUUUGAUAACAUUUUCAAUGAUAAAGUACAGUUGGAUUACGGUCUGGGUGUUAGUGAAUCCAUCGACCCGAAUACCAAUGAUAAAGAACGUCAAGUACCUGAUGAUUAUUCAGAGGAAGAAAUUAAAGCGACCCUUGAAUUCGGCAGAUACUUUAUUGAAACAGCAAUUCGGCAAUACAAAGAUCAACUUGCUUUGGAUCUCACUGACACUAACUAUAAUUUCAAAGGCUACAGUGCAUCUACUUUAUAUGGAACAAUUUUAGCUCCGAUUUCUAAAAAACAAGAAAACGCUAUCUCCUCGAUGAAUUUAACAUAUGGCAAAACAAAAUUUGCCAUUUACGGUGUGGAGCGCAAAAAUGUCCAGGAGGCCCUUUACAGUGGAAACAUUCAUAAAAAUCUACCAGAUAAUCUCGGGUAA